Molecule: messenger RNA, 2361 nt
Organism: Penicillium olsonii
Lineage: Eukaryota; Fungi; Ascomycota; Eurotiomycetes; Eurotiales; Aspergillaceae
Source: the annotation of a GenBank genome assembly
AUGUCGGGACUUUCCCGUUAUACCUCGUCGUUUGUCUUUGACCUGAGAUGUCGGACUCAUUUAGUGUACGUGCUCGGCCUUCAGCUGGAUGGAGUUAGGCUCGGUCUUUGGUGUUCACUUACUGAUUCCACAAUUGGCCAGGCGAAUGCAGAGCUCAGCCCGACUCGGGCUCCAUCCCCCAAGCGAAGACGUGUCGCGCUAGCAUGUCAGCAUUGCCGAGAGCGCAAAGUCCGAUGCGAUGGAGAAAGACCUACCUGUGGUGCGUGUCGAAAAAGAGGAAGCGCAGGGCAGCCAUGCGAGUAUCUGGUCAUCGCAGACACGGCAAAAUACCAAACUGAAAAGGCAUACUUACAUUCGUUGCGGACUCACAUUACAGAUCUAGGGGGAUCGCAACCCGUCUCAUCCCUUCGGCAAACCGAGCCUGUCCACCCGGGCCAGGAUAGUCGAUCGGGACAAGCCUCUGGUGGAACCAGCUUUCCCAUGUCUCUUGCUGCCAUGGGCGCAGCAGUUCCAGGUACACCGGAUACGACUUGUCAGGAUCAAUACUAUGGGCAAUCAUCUCUCGCGUCGCUGGUUCAUCAAUAUGCCCAAAGCUCACCGGGCCAACACUCGGCACGGUCUAAAAGUUAUCAAGAGACGCCAAAUAGCAUGUCGCCACCAUCACUACUACCUUGUGCCAAUGGUCCCCUGUCCCCAAAUAUGGCUACCUUGAUCUCGGACGACUUCUCGCUUCCGCCGAGGCGACUCGCGGACUGGCUGCUUGACGUGUACUUCACUAAUAAUCACAUCUUUUACCCCUGGGUUCACAAGGAGAGUUUCAUGGCUACAUAUGAAAAUAUCUGGACCAAUAAGCCGAGCAGUGCUCAUACGAGCCUCCCGGAUGUCGGUCUCGGGGGUAUCAAUUGCCCAUUGGGCGUGUUCCAUUGUGCCCUCAAUGCAAUGUUCGCUAUUGCAUGUGAGUUCUCUGACAUGGAACCUCGCGACAAGCGAAAUUCGUCUAUGAUGUUCUACGAACGCAUGAAAAGCUUAAUGAAUGUCGACAUUCUCGACAGCGGUAGCUUGGCCCACGUGCAGUCGCUUUUGAUGAUCUCGAUAUAUUUACAGUGUACACCAUUCCCAAAAAGAUGCUGGAAUGCCAUUGGUAUGGCACAUAGAAUGGCUGUGGGUCUGGGUCUGCAGAAUCGUCGACAAUUUAGUGGUCUUUCCGCCUUGGAGAGGGAGAUGCGGUGGCGAGCAUGGUGUGCAUGUGUGCAGAUGGAUGUCAUGACAACCGGACGGCCGCCCAUGACACAUGAUUAUUCGAACGUCCCGCUGCCCUCGCCGGUUGACGAUAGAUAUCUAGCCGCCAGCAAAGAAGGGUCUUCACAACCGGACGGAAUCAUAUCAAAGAAUCAAUUCUUGCAUCAGAAUAUGAAACUUAUCGGAAUACUUUGGAAAGUUCUAUUAACGGUCUACCACAGUGGAGAUGAACCUACGAGCAGACAAUCUUCGCCAACGCCCGAAAGCGAUUUCAAAGCUAUCAUGGAGAUAGACCGAUCCUUAGAGGAGUUCGAAUACUCGCUUCCCGAUGUCUUCGCAUGGAAGCUACCCAAUGUCACAAGUCCUGAUCGCACAUUCCGACGACAAUCAAAUGUUCUACAUGCAAGAUAUCUUCACCUGAAGCUACUGCUAUACCGACCAACAUUUAGCACCUACUGCUCAAAUGCCAACUCACAGCCUGGCCAGUCCAGUUCCUGGUCAGUGAUGUACCAGCAAAAUGCGGCUUUGAGGUGUGUGCGAGCUGCUUGCGACCUUAUCUUCUCUCUUUCAAGGGCCACAACCGAAGAUUCAACAGGCGCCUGGUGGUACGGAGUAUUCUACCUCAUAAGUGCUGGAGUCGUUUUAGUUCUUGUCGAAUCAAGUGGCGCCGACUUUCCUGGUAUACCGGAAGGACAACGAGACUACUCCUGGAAUGAAUGCCUUGAGACGCUGGAUAGAAUGGUUGCGGUACAUCCAUCAGCCAGAGAUUAUCAUAUUGCGUUACAUGAUCUCAAAAAGAGCCAUACGACAAAGGCCAGUCGAAGUAAGAUGCUCUUCCCUUAUAUUAUCGCAAUACCUAGAGUCUCGAAGUCUGACCUCAUAUUUGCAGCAAACACCGGCAUGAGACAGUUCCCAGCUAGCGAGGCCCCUGGUCAUGAAAUUGAAGGAGAAGGGGAGAACGUAGACCAAAUGCCGUCUAGCGUGAUCCAGAGUGGCGAGAUCGAUUACGAGCUGCCUAGUCCGUUCUUCCAUAACUGGGAGGCGGAGCUCAGUGAUAUCAUGCUUCCUGCGCACUUCUUACAGAACCUUGACGACGAAUUGUUGUUGCCAAAUCUAUUUUGA